Messenger RNA from Gambusia affinis (western mosquitofish), 561 nucleotides. It is a transcript of the gene mfsd2al2, whose product is annotated as major facilitator superfamily domain containing 2a-like 2. Gene Ontology annotation, cellular component: membrane. The transcript has 6 exons. Gene Ontology annotation, biological process: carbohydrate transport. The coding region runs from base 1 to 561 and encodes 186 amino acids. Gene Ontology annotation, molecular function: symporter activity. The record is from RefSeq and is a predicted model, not a curated record. Lineage: Eukaryota; Metazoa; Chordata; Actinopteri; Cyprinodontiformes; Poeciliidae.
AUGAGCUGCUGUGAAAGCUUUACGGAGAAGCUGGAGGCGUUAAGAAAUGUCCUGUGGAAGCGCAGCGGAGAGCAGAGGGGAUCGAGGCGGAUCCCUCUGAUGAGGAAGAUCUGCUACGCCGUCGGAGGCGUCCCACAUCAGGUCACAUCUGCUGCCAUCGGGAUCUCACUGCAGAUUUUCCUGCUGGAUGUUGUGCAGAUGAAGGCCUCCUCUGUAUCUCUGAUCCUGUUUCUCAGUCGGGUCUGGGACGCCGUGACCGACCCUCUGGUUGGAUACCUGCUGACCCGCAGUACCUGGACACCCAUCGGCAAACUCACCCCAUGGCUGGUUGUUUCCACUCCGUUCGGCAUCCUGUCCUACGUGCUGCUGUGGUUUGUGCCUGCAGACUCCAUGUCGGAGGCCGCCUGCGUGUUGUGGUUCCUCACAGUCGCCUGUCUGUUCCAGACGCUCAUGAGCUGCUACAACGUCCCCUACGUCUCGCUGAGCAUGUCCCUCGGAGGACGUCAGAGGGACAGAGACUCUGCCACUGCCUACAGUGUAUUGGACCUGGGAGACGUGUAA